Messenger RNA from Xiphias gladius (swordfish), 3451 nucleotides. RefSeq names its product transmembrane protein 120B (gene tmem120b). The coding region runs from base 72 to 1088 and encodes 338 amino acids. Gene Ontology annotation, biological process: fat cell differentiation. The record is from RefSeq and is a predicted model, not a curated record. The transcript has 12 exons. Gene Ontology annotation, cellular component: membrane. NCBI's taxonomy places the organism in Eukaryota, Metazoa, Chordata, Actinopteri, Istiophoriformes, Xiphiidae.
GGCCAGUCAGUCUGAGUGAGGAGAGACUGGGGGGAAGCCGUCCGCUUCGCUGCAUCAGCCGCUGUACCACAAUGUCCAAACCGAAGUUUCAGACGGAGUGGGAGGAAAUUGACGAGGAAUAUCAACAAUUACAGGAAACUCACAAAAUAUACAGACAAAAACUUGAGGAACUCACCAAUCUUCAGGCAACAUGCAGCAGCGCCAUCAGUAAACAGAGAAAAUGCCUAAAAGACCUAAGGCACAGCUUGAACAAGUGUGCAAAAACAUGUGACGAGAAAGAAUUGAAACUAAUAAUGGACAUCAAAACACAAAUCAAAGAUAAAGAAAAUGUGUUUUUUGAUAUGGAAGCAUAUUUACCGAAGAAGAAUGGACUGUACCUGAAUUUGGUCCUGGGCAACGUGAACGUAACGCUUCUCAGCAACCAGGCAAAAUUUGCCUACAAAGAUGAGUAUGAGAAGUUCAAGCUUUAUAUGACAAUAAUCCUGAUGUUUGGAGCCAUAACCUGCCUCUUCUUUCUCAACUGUCGUGUCACUGAUGAAAUCUUCAACUUUUUGCUAGUGUGGUACUACUGCACAUUGACCAUAAGGGAAAGCAUCCUCAUGAGCAACGGCUCCAGAAUCAAAGGUUGGUGGGUGUCUCACCAUUAUGUAUCCACCUUUCUGUCAGGUGUGAUGCUUACCUGGCCGGAGGGGCCCAUGUAUCAGAUGUUCAGAAGCCAGUUUCUUGCUUUCUCCAUCUAUCAGAGUUUUGUCCAGUUCCUCCAGUAUUACUACCAGAGCGGCUGCUUAUACCGGCUACGAGCUUUGGGAGAGAGAAACCAGCUGGACCUCACAGUGGAGGGAUUUCAGUCCUGGAUGUGGAGAGGCCUCACUUUUCUUUUGCCAUUCCUCUUUUUUGGCCAUUUUUGGCAGCUGUACAACUCAGUGACCCUGUUUCGCUUGGCAGGACAUGAGGACUGUAAGGAGUGGCAGGUGUUUAUGCUGGCUCUGACAUUUCUUGUCCUAUUCCUGGGAAAUUUUCUUACCACCGUAAAAGUUGUCCACCAAAAAAUUCAGAAAAACCAGGAAAAGGUGCAAAAAAAUGACUGAGACAUAAACUCAACGAGACACCUCAGAUUUCACAAACGGCCAGUAAUUUUGAAGCAACACGCACAAUCGCUUGUUAGACUGACCCCAGUACGAUCAGGCCGGGAGAAGACGAACCUGAAACCACUGUUUCUCUCAGGCUUUGAUUACAGCAGCGGUGUCCAGCCGGAGUAUCUGACGAACAGGCUUUUGCUUUCUAACGACUCAUUGUUGUUGAUGUUGCUGCUCAGUCGGUCACAGCACAAAGUGUUGUUCACCUCAUAGAUGAACAGUUUGUCGCUUUAUCCUGUACAUAAAAAGUGAGUGGGAAGAAGGCGUUUUAUUUGGGUGUUUGUGUCAGUGCAUGAAUCUGUCUGAGAGCCUUCGUUCAAGUCAUAUGCAACUAAAAGAGGGCAGGUAGCAUCAGUUAACAGAACAGAAUAUUGUUUGCCUUUGAAGACCUAACGUCUGUCAUGUACAUACUUCAUACUUCUGUGAAGUAGUAACAGUCAAACUGUCUCUGGCUCAAACAAACUCGGACAUGUUCAGUUCGGCACUGCGUUUCAUUUCUAGAAUUUCCUAACUUUUUAUGUGUAGUUCUCGACUCCCUAUUGUGCUAUUUCACUGCUAACCAGUAUUUUUUUACUACUACCCUUUUGUCCAAAUUUACCUUCAGUUUCAUUUAAUAAAAAAAAAAUAAAAAAAUCUCCUUGGGGUGUACACCGAUCAGCCACAACAUUAAAAUCACCUGCCUAAUAUUGUGCAGUUCCCCUUCGUGCUUCCAAAACAGCUCUGAUUCGUCUAGGCGUGUACUCCACAAGACCUCUGAAGGUAUCCUGUGGUAUCUGGCACGAAAACGUUAGCAGCAGAUCCUUCAAGUCCUGUAAGUUGCGAGGUGGGACCUCCAUGGAUCGGACUUGUUUUUCCAGCACAUCCCACAGAUGCUUGAUCGGAUUAAGAUCUUGGGUAUUUGGAGGCCAAGGCAACACCUUGAACCCUUUGUCAUGUUCCUCAAACCAUUCCUCAACAGUUUUUGCAGUGUGGCAGGAUGCAAUAUCCUGCUGAAAAGAGGCCACUGCCAUCAGGGAAUACUGUUGCCAUGAAGGGGUGUACUUUGUCUGCAGCGAUGUUUAGGUAGGUGGUGCGUGUCAAAGUAACAUCCACAUGAAAGCCAGGACCCAGGGUUUCCCAGCAGAACAUUGCCCAGAGCAUCACACUGCCUCCGCGGGCUUGCCUUCUUCCCAUAGUGCAUCCUGGUGCCAUCUCUUCCCAGGUAAACGAUGCACACGCACCUGGCUGCCCACAUGAUGUAAAAGAGAGCUCGAUUCACCAGACCAGGUCACCUUCCUCCAUUGCUGACUGUGCACUUGCUGCCUAAUAUAUUCCACCCGUUGACUGGUGCCGUUUUAACGAGAUAAUCAAUGUUAUUCACUUCACCCGUCAGUGGUUUUAAUGUCGUGGCUGAGCGGUGUAUUUUUCCACUCUGGAGUCAGUGGCUGCUCUAUUUUGGAUUGUGUUUCUUCCUAGAAAGAGUCGGGACUAAAAGGGAAGGCAACAGUGUUAUUCCCCUCAGGCAGCGGUUACAGGAGACAUAGCUGUUCAUGUACGAUCUAAUGCCUAAACCCGGUUAUCUGGUUAAGUCACAACAACAUGCACAUAAAAACUUGUACUGUCUCUACAAAAACUAGUGUUCCCAGUGAGGAGUAAAGGAGGUUUUCAUGCGAGCUCCUCCCGUGCAGUUACACUUUUACGUUCUCAUUAACAAAAUGCUAACAAAACGUUUUUAUAGAUCACACACAGAGGUUUACUGAUGGUCUACAUUUUUUUACUGGUAUAGGAAGAACUUCAAGCUUAUUAAACAUUUAAUCUCAAAGCCCUUAAUUUAGAAGAAAGGUUCAAAUUCAGUUUAGCACUCGGAAGUCCAUGCACAGUUUUGGAUUUGUCAUUACUGUUCUGCUAAUUCCAAUUUGUUCUGUGAUGUUGCAGAAAUGUAUUAUGAUCAACCACUGCUAUUGGCAAUAGCACUAUAAGACUAUGAUACACCAUGAUGAUUAAUAAUGUGCUUGAUUGUUUUUCCUAUUCCAAUAAUCAUACAAAAUAUUUGUAAGCAUUCGUUUAUGGCCAAUAGUUUUGUCAGGUUCACAUUUCAAGCUUGUUUGAAAGUAUUACACAAGGGCCUUUUUGUUUUUAUCGAGGGGUCGGGUGGGUUCAAACGAACAGCUGUUGUGGUGUGAGGUCUCUGUUGCCUUAUUCUCCCUCCAUCCUGUCACAGCAACAAAAAAAAAAGGCCUGGUCCUUUUAUUUUGAAAUUCCAAAGACAGAGGAAUCACAUUUCUGCUCCCACCCCCACACAAUGCAGUCGCGGUCCCGAAGAGAAUCACUGUAUU